AUGUCCGCGAUAUUAUUUCCGUUAUCUAAAAAAUCUGACAGAGAACGCUUGGGCAAGGUUAUCUCUCGGCGGCGGCAGUACUUGAAGUACAGAGAGCUUCAUCACCACAAGCUGGCCUAUGGCCUUGAGGGGGGAAGCGAGGACGACGAAGCUGCACAAAGUACCGUCGCGUCAUCAAUCCCGCAUCGUCUCAAAAAUCAGAACAAAAUGAAACCAAGAUUGCGACGGAGAGUACUAGAUGAGGAUGAUGCCGUCUCAGUACGGACAGAUACAACAUACAGUAGCUCGUUGUUUACGGGGGAUAGGCCGAGAAUUCCCGCCAUUCCUAAAGCUGCCGCUGAUGGGCCGUUUGAAUGCCCAUUGUGCUACAUGAUGAUAACGGCCACAAACGCCCGAACAUGGACUAAGCAUGUGCUGGCCGAUCUCAGACCAUACAUGUGCUUGUCUCCUGAUUGCGCAAUGUCCACAAUCGACUUUCAGACACGCAACGAAUGGAUGCGGCAUAUUUUAAACAAGCAUUGGAAGACAUGGACUUGUCCCCGCUGCAGGGAUCACUUUGACUCUACAAUCGAGUUCAAAACGCAUGUUGUUGGCCUACACAUGAUGUUCCUAAGUGAAUCAGAUAUGGACAAGGUCAUUGAUGAAUGCGGGAAGCCCAAAGCUAUCGGGGUCAAGUGCACAUGCCAGCUUUGCCAGGAGAAGCUCAGCUCAGCUAAGGACUAUUUCCGACAUCUAGCACGUCAUCAGCGUGAUUUGGUGCUUUUUGCACUGCCUAAAUUUGGCGAAGAUGAUGAGGUUGGCGGUGGGGGCGAUGGGGAUUCGCCAGAUGAUGGGUCGACUCCUUCAGAUGAUAGCGAAGAUGGCAUAAACCUUCAAAGACCGCAAAAGAAGAGUGAUGAUCGGAGCGAGGGAAACUCCGAUCCAUCGAAUGGUGAUGAAGCGUCACCAAUACAAAGACGACAAGAAGAGAAUCAGGGCCAAGGAGAGGCUAGGGGUCGGCUAGGAGAGAAGUUCACACCAAAAUUCAACGAGCCCACAACAACGAUUAGCCAGAAUGAGGCCAAGAAGACACUGCCACUGAAAGGAAUUCUUAAGAAACUGAGAGCACAAUUCCCUGAACUGUUUCCUGAGUGGGAUCGCGAGGAGAUUAAUGAUCCUCGCCAAAACAAAUGGACAAAAAUCAGUCGCUCACUAGUCGAUCCUGAAGCACUCGAUCUAGGCCUGGAGGAGUUUCAUACGAUGGAAAGCUUCGUCGCCGUGCACAGAUUUCUCCCACAGGAGGAAAUUAAGUCCUAUGUGGAUCUCACCAAAGCUGUCUGGGGUAAUCUCGAGCCACCCACCCACAAUGAGCAGGCAUCGCUUUUCUAA
Podospora bellae-mahoneyi is the source of this 1368-nucleotide messenger RNA. RefSeq lists its product as uncharacterized. Bases 1 to 1368 code for a protein of 455 amino acids. The transcript has a single exon. NCBI's taxonomy places the organism in Eukaryota, Fungi, Ascomycota, Sordariomycetes, Sordariales, Podosporaceae. The record is from RefSeq and is a predicted model, not a curated record.